This is a messenger RNA of Scophthalmus maximus (turbot), 6369 nucleotides long. RefSeq names its product guanine nucleotide-binding protein G(q) subunit alpha. The transcript is spliced from 7 exons. Gene Ontology annotation, molecular function: GTPase activity; G-protein beta/gamma-subunit complex binding; guanyl nucleotide binding. Gene Ontology annotation, cellular component: heterotrimeric G-protein complex. Bases 255 to 1334 code for a protein of 359 amino acids. Lineage: Eukaryota; Metazoa; Chordata; Actinopteri; Pleuronectiformes; Scophthalmidae. The record is from RefSeq and is a predicted model, not a curated record. Gene Ontology annotation, biological process: action potential; adenylate cyclase-modulating G protein-coupled receptor signaling pathway; phospholipase C-activating dopamine receptor signaling pathway.
UCAAACAUCAGAUUUGAUUUUCCUUUUCCACCACAACCUGUGCGCUGGUUCAUCGUCCGGAGCGUCCGCGCGCCGAGCGUCAGCCGCAGGCCUGCACGAGGACGAUCUCUGGCGUCCACGGGCCUGUGUUCUGUGUGUGUGUGUGUGUGUUGAACACCGACCAAUCUCAUAUCUGGACGAAUCGAGAGGGCAAGAAAAAAAGCGGAAAAGUGGUUGUUUAAAGAAACUAAACAGAAACGAGAGGCGAGGAGAGGAUGACCCUGGAAUCCAUCAUGUCGUGUUGCCUCAGCGAGGAGGCGAAGGAAGCCCGGAGGAUCAACGACGAGAUCGAACGGCAGCUCCGCCGGGACAAGAGGGACUCGCGCCGGGAACUGAAACUGUUGCUCCUCGGCACCGGGGAGAGUGGGAAGAGCACAUUCAUCAAACAGAUGAGGAUUAUCCAUGGUACCGGUUACUCUGACGAGGACAAAAGGGGUUUUACCAAACUGGUCUAUCAGAACAUCUUCACAGCCAUGCAGGCCAUGAUCCGAGCCACGGAGACACUAAACAUCCCCUACAAAUAUGAGCACAACAAGGGCAACGCCAACAUUGUGAGAGAAGUGGACGUAGAAAAGGUCUACAUGUUGGAGAAUCCUUAUGUGGAUGCGAUCAAGAGCUUAUGGAACGACCCGGGCAUCCAGGAGAGUUAUGAUCGAAGGAGGGAAUACCAGCUGUCAGACUCCACUAAAUAUUACCUGAAUGCGUUGGACCGAAUCGCACAGCCAUCCUAUCUCCCCACCCAGCAGGACGUGUUGCGGGUUCGUGUCCCGACCACGGGCAUCAUCGAAUACCCGUUUGACCUGCAGAGUGUCAUAUUCAGGAUGGUGGACGUGGGCGGUCAGAGGUCGGAGAGGAGGAAGUGGAUCCACUGCUUUGAGAACGUCACAUCCAUCAUGUUCCUGGUAGCGCUCAGCGAGUACGACCAAGUUCUGGUGGAGUCGGACAAUGAGAACCGGAUGGAGGAGAGUAAAGCUCUGUUUAGGACAAUUAUCACGUACCCAUGGUUCCAGAACUCCUCCGUCAUUCUGUUCCUGAACAAGAAGGACCUGCUGGAGGAGAAGAUCAUGUACUCUCACCUGGUUGACUACUUCCCAGAGUAUGACGGUCCGCAGAGGGACGCCCAGGCCGGCCGAGAGUUCAUCCUCAAGAUGUUCGUGGACCUGAAUCCAGACAGCGAUAAGAUCAUCUACUCUCACUUCACCUGCGCCACUGACACGGAGAACAUCCGUUUUGUCUUUGCGGCCGUCAAAGACACCAUCCUGCAGCUCAACCUGAAGGAGUACAACCUGGUGUAGAGCAGCGCAGGGCCGCGCGGCGCUGUCAGCAGGAGACUGACGAAGUCUGUGAAAAGAGAGAUCGUAUACACACACACACACAUGGAAAAAAGAAAAUCUACGGAAAAAAAAUCUAAUGGUUGCAUAAUACUAAUUUAUUUGCCAUUCGUUGAUCUCUUGGUCCCCAAGGGGUGAACAAAGUAAAUGUUCUCUUGCUAUUUAAGGAGUUGAUGAAAUACAGGGGGGAGGGGGCAGGAUUUCUGGAAAGGUUGGGAGGGAUUUGCUGUUGAAUACGAACAGCAAGGAUCCUCAUUUUUAGGCUUUGCGCAUUGUGAAGUUUAUUUUAAUUUUAUUAUUUGUUUUUGACAGAAAGAAAGAAACGACUCUGUGCACUGGAGGUGUGGGGGCUUUUGUCCUAGAAAGAAUGCAGUGUGCGCUCCCCUCCUGCCUUCUUAUAAACAAGAAUAAAAAAAGAUUAUUUUCUUCUUCUUCGCCCUUCCUCCUUGCCUGUGGGUUAGUUCUGAAGCUCCGUCGUGGGUGUUUACCUGCUUGCCCAACCUGAAGUUCGGAGCUCUAAUUAACAGCUUCCUGUUUCCUUCAAAGGACUGAUUGGCAAGUCUGUAGAUGAAUUGGCAUAAACUGUGAUUUUUUAAAAUAAUUUCAUAUUGAUUUGAUAUUGAUUGACUCUUAAUCAUCAUCAAUCUUAUUAUUAUUAUAAUCUUUACAUGGCAUUGACUUCGGUACCAUCCGAUGGGUUAGGGCGUGUGUGGCCAUGGACGCGCACUGCAGCAGUUUGGAGAAGUAGCCCAGAGUCGUGUGCUGAGCGACGGUCACGUGAUCACUCUCCACGAGCCGUGAAGGCGUGAGAGGAGUUGUAUUUAAAAUAAUAAGAUGCUUUCUUAGCUUUGAGGGAACGAGGUGAAAAGACACACGGGAACCUCUGCUCCUUCAGGUCACGAUGAACCAUGACUGCAAUGAUCGCUUUUACACAAACUGAAGGCAGCGGAGGAGGAGAUAAUUUAAGGAGUUAAAUGAUUAUGUUCAACUGUGCCACAUUUUUAUUAUUAUUAUUAUUAUUAUUAUUAUGGUAGUAUGUAUAUUUAUUGCCAAUGCCAAAAAACUUGAGCACCAGACUCCCACUUUGCGCCGUUUACUACUUUGAUGGAAUGAAAAGUGUUGAGAACAGCAAAGCGCAGGGCUAACGAACGCAGGAGGAGCAGACUGACUGACUCACUAUUGAUCAACCAGCUGAUUCUCGCAGUUCGAAGUGUUUCACACUGAAGUGUUAAGAGACGGGCCGCCGGAGCUGGGACCGACUGGAGGCUGCAGGAGUCACAUUUUAGGCCGUUUCCUUAUAUUUGUCCCACUCACAGCCCUGCUGUCUCGACUGUUGUAGUUCAAUAUCAGUGGAGAGUACGUUUGGCUCAUUUCCGAUGUUAAAGGGCAAAAGUGUUGAUAUUGAGUUUGUACCAAAGUAAGCCCAUCUCGUUUCUGAUUGGCUCCUCUGAUUUGCAAAUCCUCAUUCCCAAGUUACUUUGAGUAUUUUUUUUGUAACAAUUCUUUAGAACAUAAGCCUGUAAUUUACAUUUAUUGAGGCAUAGUGCAAUUAUGAAUGCUAUAAUCAUUGUACAUACAUCUCUCUCGCUACACACACAUAUAUAUAUAUAUAUACAUAUAUAUAUAUGUAUAUAUAUAGCAGCGUCUUUGUUGGCUUUGUAAUCAUUACUUUUUUGGCAGAUUGAAUGUGCGGUAUUGAAAAUAUGUAUCUAUGUAAUUGUAUUGUAUGUCUAAUUGAAAACUCAUUUUUGGAAGAUUAACAUUGUUCGUUUUUGUUUAAUUUUUUUUAAGAGGAGAAUGUACAUUUUGUGUUUUACCAGUUUGUUUGUUUUUAUUUUUCCGUUGUUCAGCUUCAGAACUGCAUAAUGAGGAAUAUUAUUAUCCAACAACACAUGGAUUGGCGUGCCAGUACGUAGAGGAGCUGUUGUGUUAAAUUGACUUUUAUAUGAAAAAUUGCAGACUGAAUCCAAUCUACAGGGCUGAUUGUAAUUGUUUAGUGUUUAACUGGCUUCAGGAAUAGAGCACUUGUCACAUAGGUGUAAUCCCAUCACUCACCCUUUUUAAAAAAACUUUUAUAUUUGAUUUCAUCAUACAGCUUGUCAAUAAGUAUUGAUUAACUGUGAGAUUUGACCCCACUCGGUGUUAUUCUGGACAUUUUCCCGCGCCACCACCGAGGUGCCUUUGAAGGCAAGUUGUUUUAUUUGACAGAAAAAAGUGGGAGGGGGAGACGGGGAAAGAAGUUGCUUUUGGCCCAAAAUGUUGUACAAACGCCAUAGCCCCACAAAUGAACCUCCACCCCGACAGAGUACUGUAGAACCUGUCGGGCUCAUUGACUGACCAGGAAACACUACACUUGGUAGUUGAAAAGACUGAUACUGAAAAAAGAAAAUUGUUUACCAACUUGGAAAAAGAUUCUUCGUGACACACAAUUAGAGAAGUUUGUUCAACUUGAAGAAAAGACGUUAGGACAAUUGAUUACUUGAAGUUGAACAAACCUAUAUGAUUGGUGUUACCAAUAGAAGUAAGUUUUCCAAGUUGGUAAGCAAUUUUCUGUAGGAUGCUUCAUUUACAGGUGCUUUAAAAAAACUUCAUUACCAUCUUGACUGCCACCAUUUCAUUUGGAUGUACAGUAUUAUUUUAGACUUUAUUUAUGAAAUGACAACAUCAGAGAGAAAACAGUUGACAUGUACAUAUUGCCUUAUUGUAUAAGCUGUGCCUCUGGAGUCCAAUGCAAAGCAACUGUGUUUUUAUGAGCAGUGGAGCUCGCGCGGCCAACAGUGUCCCAUUGUGCGGCUGGAGGAUUGUUUGGUUUUGGCUCGGUGGUCUCUCUCUGUUAUUCUGUGCGAGGAGGAGCCCUGGGUUCAGCUUUGAAGUGUAGCUCAUGUAGCUAACACGACAUCAUUACUGGACAUUAUGGGCACAUUGGAGUGAACUGUAAUCCUCAUAAUAUUGUUGCAUCAGAUUCACGUCUUCGUAUCCGCGCCACGGUGCAUUAUAACGCAUUGACAUUGACCUGCCUGACUGAUGAAGCAGCUAUCAGAAUGUGUUGAACGUGCUCGCAGUGUGACACAACAUGGUCUCUAAACCCCCCCCCCCCCCCCCACACACACACACACACACACACACCAGCCACCUGCAGAGUGUUUUUGCCAUAUUUGGCGGUGGUUUGGCUUCUACCCGCCGCUUUGGCAGGUAACCAGCCCUCGCUCUGAGCUCCUGCUGCUUUCAGAUGUUUCAGCUGGCCGAUGAUUACAAUGAUAAUAAUAAUAAUAACAAUAAAUUUCAUUUAUAGAGCACUUUUCAUUGCUAAAAGCAAUCUCAAAGUGCCAUUGGUUUUGGCAGUCGACAACCACUUCAACGAGUUAGUUUCCGAUUCAGAGUCUACUCGGAGUAAAUGAAGCUCUCACAAUGACCACUCGUCAUCAGCCGGGGCCCGAGAGGAGGAACUGGAGGAAAUAUGGUCCUGCUUGUUGCCAGUGGAGAUGUUUUGAAGCUGGACUAUAGUUUAAAAAAAAUUGGUACUGAUGACCAUUUGUUGACUAGUUUGUAACUUGAGUCCCUGCUUUUGUAAAGUGGCUUCUUUAUUUUACACUCUCCCUGUUACUGAAAGGGAGAAUCCUUGUUUAAACACAACAUGCUGCAUCCAACCCACUGAGCAGAGACCAUCCACUCAUGUUUACGAGCCUCAGAAAGUAAUUAAAAAGUGUUAGUUAAACAAGUGAGGAAAAAAAACCCCAUUUAAUUCCAUUGGCAAGAAUGCAAAUUAUAUCUGGAAUUUGUAUGAUGAAUACGAGGCACCGUGGACCGUUUCCAUCCAGGCUCUUCAUGCAGUUGGUUUCCGUUCACAGCAUCACACUGAGGGAGAGCACACGUGAGUCACACUCGAGCUGGAUUUCCCCUUUAAGAGAGCACAGACUCCAGCUGAUGUUGACUUGUGAAGCUCGGCUAAUGUUCAAAUUUCAUGCAGUGCGUUCAAGAGAUUGUGACAAUACUACUCCAUCAACUGCUCUUCCACGCCAAUCUCACACACAUCAUCUGAUCACUUUCUGCUAUAUAGCUUUGGGUUUCUUUUCCUCCGCACCAGGAAGAUAUAAAGUUCAAUGAGUGCUUUUGAAAAAGUGUUACCAUGACGAUCUCCAGUCAUAACUGUGUAAAAUGUUUCAUGUAUCCAUAAAAUCGCACUCUUUCGUGUUUCUGAAUGAAACAUGUUUCUUUAAUGUCGACUCUGAUUUUUUUAUGUUCUGUAAUAUUAGUCCAGCUGUCAUUUAUAUGAUGUGGUCAAUUUAAUGCCUAUAAAUCUCCAUCUUUACGUCCCAUCGUAGUUCACGUCUGUGACUGACUGCCCUUCGACCUGAUUCAAGAUGUAUUUGAACACUGAUGUUUUACAAAACUGAGUCAAACACUGAAUAUUGAGUUCAAGUGAACACAGAUGGGAUCCUAAAGUUCCAUGGGCAUAUUACUGAGCAACAUGUGGGGUGAUGUUAUCCCUUAGGGGUUAUUCUUUCCCAAUUCUAUCUUUGGGAAUUUACUCUUUUUUUUUUACUGGCAAAAAACCCAACCUCCCUCAAAAAGAAAAAAAGAGAAACAACAAAAUACAUUGAGGAAGAAAGCAGGGAGCUGCUUUGUUACUUUCUGGUUUAAAACUCUUAACACCACCAUAAUUAUAGUGUUUAGGGGGCAUAAGGCAACUUUUGAUUGUACUGUAAAUCAACAACUCCCAAGAAAAUUCAUCACAGAAAUUCACUGUUUUUUGCAUGUACUUGGGGAACGACGUACACAUGCGAGGUGAUCUCUACACGAUCACAGGGAAGAAAACGAGUUCGUCAUCAGAGACACAUUCUCCAUUCUGAAUGGGAGUUGGGUCAUUUGAAUUUAAAAGUUGAGGAAUUCAUCCCAUUGCAGUGACGUGAAUAAAGCAGCCAACACAUGAUCCCUGAUGAAACAUGCACUGUAUGUACUGAGAACUUUGUUCAAUACAAGGACAUAAGAGUGAACAGGU